This is a messenger RNA of Perkinsus marinus ATCC 50983, 387 nucleotides long. RefSeq lists its product as hypothetical. The transcript is spliced from 2 exons. NCBI's taxonomy places the organism in Eukaryota, Perkinsozoa, Perkinsida, Perkinsidae. Bases 1 to 387 code for a protein of 128 amino acids. The record is from RefSeq and is a predicted model, not a curated record.
AUGUGCACGGUCCGGAGUCGAAUCCACAAUAAUGCUAUAGAAGUCAGCCUUCCUCCUCUCAUCCAGAAUUCCUUGGAGAACUUUAUUCGAGACCACCUCGAUCAGCUCCUUCUGGAUCUUCCACGACAAGUGGGCUGCCAGCCUGGCAGCCCACCUGGCAGUGCCAGGCAAUCGUCGAACUAUGAUAGUAGUUCGACUGAGCCCAAGAAGUUCCCGUUGUUCGCUUCACCAAUACGCUCUUCGGAGCCACGAAAUGCAAGACUACGAGUAGCCAAGAAGAGAGUGAUUGCCAAGAGACCGAUCUCCCGCUGGAUAACCUCCUCCACCACUGAAUCAAUACGAGGCUGCUUCUCUUCUUCAUUCAAGAAGCUCUUCCAAUCCAAGUAG